Messenger RNA from Cannabis sativa, 1414 nucleotides. Its product is annotated as SNF1-related protein kinase regulatory subunit gamma-like PV42a. The coding region runs from base 48 to 1226 and encodes 392 amino acids. The transcript is spliced from 3 exons. NCBI's taxonomy places the organism in Eukaryota, Viridiplantae, Streptophyta, Magnoliopsida, Rosales, Cannabaceae. The record is from RefSeq and is a predicted model, not a curated record.
CAAUUUCACAAAAACCAAACCGAAUAAUUAAAUAUUAAUUAGCAAAUAUGCAAGAAGCAAAUUACAGCAGUAGUACCGCCAUGGGUUCUAAGCUGAAGUACUCAUCGGAAGCUCAAGGGCUAAGAGACAAGAAAGUCAAGGAUUUGAUGGUUGACAAUAAGAGGAGGCUAGUUGAGGUGCCUUACACGGCUUCACUGGCUCACACCAUGAGCGCACUUGUAGCCAAUAAGGUGGUGGCUGUCCCUGUGGCGGCGCCGCCUGGCCACUGGAUCGGAGCCGGCGGCUCGAUGAUAUUGGAAGCCGACAAGCAAACUGGUGCUGUGAGGAAACAUUACAUUGGGAUGGUGACUAUGCUUGAUAUCUUAGCUCAUAUUGCUGAUGCUGAUAAUGAUGAUGAUGAUGUUGAAAUGAUGAUCAACGGUGGUGAUCAUCACUCCGAUUGUUAUAAUAAUAAGCUUGAUAAGAAAAUGUCUGUGGAGGUCUCAUCUAUCAUUGGACAUUGUCUUGAGGGGCUCAGUCUCUGGACGUUAAACCCAAACACCAGCAUACUUGACUGUAUGGAAGUAUUCAGUAAAGGAAUCCACCGAGCAAUGGUACCACAAGACAGCCAAAUGAACAACAUAUCAGGUGUAGAGCUUGUAGAGUCAGCCUCAUCCUACAAAAUGCUCACUCAAAUGGACCUCUUAGUCUUUUUGAAACAACACGACUUCGAACUCAACACAAUCACAUCAAAAUCAAUCACUGAAUUGGGUGCAAUAACUGACACUAUUUUUGCAAUAUCUGAUCGUACCAAAGUUAUUGAUGCCAUCAAGUCUAUGCGUAUGGGUUUACUCAAUGCUGUUCCCAUAAUUCAAUCCCAAGAUACCCUUGAAGAAGAUCCCAAACAACUAAUAAAUGGGAGAGGUAGAAAGAUUAUAGGGACAUUUUCGGCAACUGAUUUAAGGGGGUGUCACUUGUCUUCAAUGCAAACAUGGUUGCCACUAACUGCUCUAGAAUUCACAGAGGCAAUCUCCACAAGCCCUUUGUUUCAGUCGAAUAAUUCAGCAGAGCCCCCAAAAAGGGAAAUUGUGGCUUGUGGGAUUGAAUCCACUCUUGCCCAAGUUAUCGAAAAGGCGGUAACUAACUAUGUUCACCGAGUUUGGGUGGUUGAUUCCAAUGGUUUACUUCGUGGCCUUGUUUCUCUUACUGAUAUGAUCAGGGUGUUGAGGCUCUCCCUCCUAUCCUAGUUUAGACUUGUUUUGUUCAAUUAAGGUUUUUUUUUUAUGCAAGUUUGUUCGAUGAAGUUAAAAAAGGAUUAAUAGUUCAAAUAUUGUGCUCAUAACUCUUUUGUUCAGUAUAAGACAGGGUUGUACCAAUAACUAGUUUAUUGGCUUUUGGGAUUUGAUUAUGAGAGACAAAAAAUGGUUGAAUAGAA